Molecule: messenger RNA, 1398 nt
Organism: Pestalotiopsis fici W106-1
Lineage: Eukaryota; Fungi; Ascomycota; Sordariomycetes; Amphisphaeriales; Sporocadaceae
Product: Sorting nexin-4
Exons: 2
Coding region: 1-1398 (465 amino acids)
Biological process (GO): cytoplasm to vacuole targeting by the Cvt pathway; autophagy
Cellular component (GO): phagophore assembly site
Molecular function (GO): phosphatidylinositol binding
Source: RefSeq, a predicted model, not a curated record
AUGGCCGUCAUCGACCAACAUGACAACUUUUCCAACGUCUCGUGGCAUAGCGACAGACACGAUCCGGCCGAUUUGACUGCCUCUAGCUCAUCGAAUCCCGUAUUUGAUGAUUCUGAACCAGUCGGCGCACACCAUCCAGAGAUGGAGGAAGAUCCAGAGAGGAUAGACCCCGGCUUGUCCGGCGACAUCCUCAAUUGCACUGUCACAGAGCCGCGCAAGGAAAGCGAUGGCACAAAAGAUGCCUUUGUAUCAUACCUUGUCACAACUAACUCAACCUUUCCGUCCUUCCAGAAAUCUCACUUCACUUCGCGCCGGCGCUUUACCGAUUUUGUAUUUCUGUACAAGUCUUUGUCCAAGGACUACCCAGCAUGUGCCGUGCCGCCCCUGCCCGACAAGCAACGAAUGGAAUAUGUGCGCGGAGAUCGAUUCGGUCCCGACUUCACACAUCGCCGGGCUUUUUCGCUGCAGAGAUUCCUUACACGACUAGGCGCACAUCCUAUUUUGCGCCGGGCACCCAUCCUGCACACCUUUCUCGAAAGCCCAGACUGGAAUGCGACCAUGAAGAGCCGCUCCGCCCGAGGCAGCGUUAAUGUCGAGCCUGGCAGCGGGGGCGUAUUCGACAACUUCGCUGACACCUUUAUCAAUGCCUUCACCAAGGUUCACAAGGCCGACAAGCGCUUUAUUGAGGUCCGUGAGCGCGCUGAUAAGCUCGACGAUGAUCUGGGCCACGUUGAAAAGGUCGUCGCCCGUGUCGUGCGUCGAGAGGCCGAUCUCGAGACCGAUAUGCGAGAUCUAGCCGAGCAGUUCCAGAAGCUCAUCACCCUCGAGCCUGGCGUUGAAAGCGCUGUCCAUGCCUUUGCCGCCAGCGUGGAGGAUGCCAGUACGGGACUGAGGAGGCUGAAGGACCAUACUGACCAGGAUUACCUGGGCAGCUUGCGGGAUAUGAGCGCUUACAGCAUGGCACUUAAGAAUCUCUUGAAAGCACGGGAACAGAAGCAGCUGGAUCACGAGCAGUUGACAGAGUAUCUCAACAAGUCGACUCUGGAGCGAGAUGGACUAGCCUCGGGCUACGGCUCUUCAGGUGCUGGUGGUUUUAUUCGAAGCAAGAUCGAGGAUGUGCGGGGCGUCGACCAUGAGGCGUCGCGGAGGGAGCGCCUGCGCAAGCUCGAAAUUCGUAUCGACGAACUCACAACUGAGGCGGAGCGUGCCAAGAAGACCAGCGAAAUGUUUGACGAGGAGGUCGUAAAGGAGGUCGUUGACUUUGAGCGUAUCAAGAGGAUCGAAAUGAAGAAGCAGUUUGGCGGCCUGGCUGAUUCUCACGUCGAGUUUUAUGGCGGCCUAAUUGAGAUCUGGGAGCGAUACGUCAAGGAGAUGGACGGGCAGCUGAGCCCAUCGUAA